CUUGGAGACUGAAGCUGCAACGGUUGCUCUUCAUGGCAGCCAGGACGCCUGUGGAAAUGCUCCAGGAUGAAUCCUGCUGCUCCAUCUGCCUGGAAAUAUUCCAGGACCCCGUGUCCAUCCACUGUGGACACAGCUUUUGUCGGUCGUGCAUCACUCGGACCUGGGAAGGACGUACAUCCAACUUCUCCUGCCCGCAGUGCAGAGAUACCGUGGCACAGAAGACCCUGCGCCCGAACUGGGAGUUAGCCAACAUGAUUGAAGCAGCCAAGAGAUUGAACCUGCAAACAGGCAGAGACAUGGAAGGAGGAGGGAACUUCUGUGAGGAGCACCAGGAACCCCUGAAGCUCUUCUGCCAAGAUGACAAAAAGCUUCUGUGCAUCGUGUGUGACAAGUCCAAGGUGCACCGUGACCAUUCUGUGGUUCCCAUGGACGAGGCUGUCCAGGAGUGCAAGAAACAAAUUGAGACCCAACUGCACCUUCUGAAAUCAGAGCAAGAGGCGCUUCAAUCUUCCGUGAAGGACACACAAGACAGACUCAAGGACCACACUGAGAGGACAGAAGCUGCAAAGCAGGAGAUUGUGAGGACAUAUAGGAAGAUGCACGAGUUCCUGGAGAAGCAGGAGUCCUCUCUUCUGGCCCAGCUGGAGCAGCUGGACACAGAGAUAAGGAAAGCCCAUGAAGAAAUCCUCCAGAGGCUUUUGGAGGAGACAACAAGCCUGGGCACGCUGAUUGAGGAGGUGGAGAGGACGUACCAGCAGCCAGACUGGGAGCUCCUGAAGGUGAGAGCCCAGGCUUUCCAAACUGGCUGGGAAGGCCCACCUUGA
Calidris pugnax (ruff) is the source of this 824-nucleotide messenger RNA. Its product is annotated as tripartite motif-containing protein 7-like. The record is from RefSeq and is a predicted model, not a curated record. Lineage: Eukaryota; Metazoa; Chordata; Aves; Charadriiformes; Scolopacidae. The coding region runs from base 33 to 824 and encodes 263 amino acids. Gene Ontology annotation, molecular function: zinc ion binding. The transcript is spliced from 3 exons.